GAAAAACGCAGAGAGCUGAAAUUUGAUGGUCGCCUAGAAAAAGAGCUUUCUGAAACCUAUGCAUUUCUGAUGGUUGAUCGACCUCAGGUCCAAAGCAUAUGCGAGAAAGGGCUGCAGGUGGGCCAUUCCAAAAUAACAAUUCUCGGCAGCCCUUCCAUGGGUGUAUAUAUCUCCAGGUAUGCUGAUUUAUUGCAGCCUAAUCCUCUAGAAAGUGGAGCAACAGGAGAUGUGAUUGUUUUUAAAAUAAUAAAGGGAAAAAUGAAAAGCAUAUAUGACCACAUUGGUAUGAAAGCAAUGGAAUCAACAGUAAAGAGUGUGUUAGAUCCAACACCAAAGCAUGAGUGUCAUGUUUCAAAGAAUGCAAAUAAAGUCACCUCCUUGUUGGCUUAUCGAGCCUACGAGCUUACGCAGUACUAUUUUUAUGAAUAUGGCUUUGAUGAGAUAAGGCGAAGGCCAAGACAUGUUUGUCCUUAUGCUGUGGUUUCGUUUACUUACAAAGAUGAAACGGUGCAAGUACCAAAAUUUUCGCCCUCAUCAAGAUCAAACAGCUUCAACACAGAUAGAAGUUCAGAUAAAUCUAGCUAUACAUUAUGGAGAGGGCAGCUUUGGAAUAAAGGCAAACUUUUAUGCCAUGUUUCCUUGAAAUCAGCAGCACGUCCUUUCCUUCCUUGCAAGCUUCCUGAGAAGCUUGAGGUUGACAAAGUUGUGAGCAUGGAUCAAUUGAAGAAAAAAAUGUCACCAGCGUUGUUCUAUAAAGAAACUUACCUAGGAGCAAGAGAAGUGUUGAAGAACGGCAUGUACUGUAGCCUUUAUGAAGUUGUGGAGAAGUCCCGUUCUGGUACUCACUUGGAGGGUUUACUUCAAAAACUGGAGAAAGAGAAACUUGUUCUUGUGAAACCACUUCUGGACAGAGGAUUUCUUUUUCUUCUUUCUCCUUGGCAAAUGAUGUCCCCUUAUGACCACCAAACUGGACGGCCCCGCGUGCUACAUGCAUUGUUUCUGUUUCCAGAACCUAGAGGUGUAAUGAGCUCAACACACAAAAGUGUUCCAUUUGGAACACAGAAAAAUUCAACUACCAUGGUAUUGCACGACAAUCAGGAAAUCAUUCCAGAAUUCACAAAGUUUAUUCAGUCUCUACAUUUUGCUUUAAUCCAGUCUCGUAAAGACGCUACUGCAGAUUUCAAUGCUGUUGUGGAAAAGUAUAUAAAUGAGUAUUUGAAAAGAUGCUGUAGUGGCUCUGGAAAAUAUAGAGAAUUUGUAUUGUAUCGGUAUGAAUCACGGUUGGAUGACAAAAAAUUUCUUUAUUCUGCUCCAAAAAAUAAAUCUCAUAUUGACAGCUCCUUGCAAAACUAUAUUUUUGGUUGUGAGGCAUAUCAACUACCUGUUUCUAGAGCUAAGGAAUUGAUGGAGGGAAAUCGGAAACUUCAACAGUUCAGUCCCAUCUCAGAUUAUGAAGCCACAGAAGAAGACUCUGAUUUUGCCAAUGCAAAAAGCAGGAAAAGAAACUGUGCACAAUAUGAACCCACUGCUGCCAAGCGAAAACUGCCUCAUUCUGGAGAUUAUGAUCCCGAUAGACUCAAAGAACUUAUUAACUUAAUCCAGUGUAGGAAAAAAAAUGUAGGUGGAGAUUCUGAUUCUGAAGACCCUAGACAUAAAAGUGGUCUGAAAAGGAAGCUGGAAAAACAGUCUGAAAAUUUGCGGAAAUACUUAAAAAUGAGUGAAUCUUCAGAGAAUAGUUGUCAAACCUCGGAUUCGCCACACUCUGUUUUCUCAGUUAAUACUGGUCUUGGUGGACAUGAUACUGACUUGAGGCAGCAAGAUGUAUCCAGCCCUGCUGUUACUGACACACAUGGCCUCAUUAAACUGCUUUUAGAAACGCUAGCUAGUGCAGGACACUUGGAUUCAUCGUUGGCACGAUCUGUAAAUCAAGCUUUAGGACUAAGCACUGAUGAAAUUGAAGAGGAUAUGAGACAAAAAUAUGAAUAUGAAUCCAUUCAAGCACAGGACAAAGAUGAUCGUGAGCUUCCUAAUACUGCUCAGGCUGAAAAUGUUAACUUCAAGGACCCACAGAGCCCAGUGAUACUGGAAGCUGAUGCAGCGUGUUUACCCUACCCUGUUGAUGUUGAUCUACGGCUUUCAGCUAAUGAAGUAGGCCUUGAACACACGCUACGUUUAAAAGAAGCAAGCACUGGAAGUGUAAGUAGUUUUGAAGACUACAGUCCCUGUCCUAGUACACCUAUAGAACCUGUUUAUCGCAGGCAACAUUCCAACUCAACUAAUACAGGAGAAGUUGGAAUGCACUGGAAACUUAUUCCAAUUACAGGUCUGAAAUCACCAGAAGAGCCACUGGUGUAUUUACCGCCAAAGGAUGCCUUUCCUAAUGACCCCCGGGUAAUACAUAGACAGAGAAGUUCUGAUUAUCAGUUUCCAUACUCUCCAUUUUCAGACACACAAAAGGGGACAGCAGAAGAUGGACUUUGUACAAGACAAGUGGAGAAACUUGAAGAUGAGUGUGGGCUAGCAGAUCACCCUUUUACAACUAAGCAUUCCAUUAGUGCAAUAAUAGAGACUACAUUAUUAGAAGAAUAUAAUCUCUUUGCAAGAAAGAUUCAAGAAAUUUUGCAGCAAAAGAAUAUUGCUUAUGUUAGUGGUGUGUCCACACCAGUCUUUUCUGCCCGAGAGAGGAUGAUGAGACUUUCUGAGUACAUCUGUUUACAGGCAUCAGAGAUUUCUGUCCAAGAAUAUAUAGAGUCACUGAGUGAGAAGUUGAAUAGUGUUAUUUUGUCCUCUUCGUGCAUUAGGCAUACUCCACCCAUUUAUUCCAGUCCUGAAUCGGCAGAAGUGGUUACUAAUGCUGCACUGAAUCCUCCACCCGACACGUUACCUGUUUGCAGGGACUCUGACGCGUCAUUGUUACCAGAGCCAUUGUGUAAUAACGUGGUGGAAGAUGUGGAUUCUAAUGAGCAACGUUCAUCAAGCUUACCCUUAGUGAAGGAGGAAAUAGAUCUUGGGAAUGCAAAAACAGAAGAUAUGUUGACAUUGGAUCAAACCUCUUGCAGUGGUGAUCUGAGGGAGCCACCAGAAAAGACACAGAAAUCCCCAGAGAACUUAAACAUUUCAACCCAACCAGCCCUUUCUGAUUUUAUAAGCCAGUUAAAACCUGAAGUAUUUAACAGUUUGGUCAAAAUUAUUAAAGAUGUGCAGAAAAACACUGUGAAAUUUUAUAUUCAUGAAGAGGAGGAAAGCAUUCUCUGCAAAGAAAUUAAGGAGUACCUUACAAAGUUAGGUAAUACAGAGUGCCAUCCGGAACAGUUCCUUAAGAGAAGAGCUGCUUUAGAUAAACUGUUGAUAAUUAUUCAAAACGAAGACAUCGCCAACCUCAUCCAUAAGAUACCUGGCUUAGUAACUUUGAAGAGGCUUUCUUGUGUCAGCUUUGCGGGUGUCGACAGUUUGGAUGAUGUGAAAAAUCACACUUACAAUGAAUUGUUUGUGUCUGGUGGUUUUGUUGUGUCAGAUGAAUCUGUCCUUAACCCAGAGGCCAUCACCACAGAUAAACUAAAACAGUUCUUAAAGUUUCUGGAGGAUCUCAAUACCCCAGAUGGAAAAUGGCAGUGGAAAGUCCACUGUAAGAUACAAAAAAAACUUAAAGAGCUGGGGAGAAUGAAUGCUAAUGCCCUGAGUCUGCUGACCCUUCUGAAUACCUAUCAAAAGCAGCACUUGGUUGAGAUUCUGUCUUAUCAUAACUGUGAUUCUCAAACUCGAAAUGCCCCAGAAUUAGACUGCCUUAUCAGGCUUCAGGCUCAAAACAUACAGCAGAGACAUGUUGUCUUCUUAACAGAAAAGAAUCUCAAAACACUUUCAAAUUACAUCGAUAACGGAAUAGUGGUUGCUACUGUUGAUGACUUUAUGCAAAAUUUUAAAAUUCUUGUUGGGUAUCACAACUCUGUUACUGAAGAAAACAGCCUUCCUCCCUCUGAUGCUCCCAAAAGACAAUCAGUUCUUGUAGAAAGCGAUGAAAAGGAUGAGGAGGACAUGUCUCUGGAUUCAGGGGAUGAAACAUCACAAAUAGAAAUCUGCAGUGAUGCCUCUAAGUAUGAUACUCAUUUGGAAGCUUUGCAGACAGAGGCCAAGGGCUCACAUGGAGUAGAUGCAAAAGCAAGCUGCUUAUCAGUUACAGAGGUAUCUCCUGAAGCACAAAUUGGCUUGAUGGAAGAGACUUCUAAAACUGACUUGGAAGAGAUACAACCAAUUACUUCAGUUUCUACAACAUGCUCUGCUGAAGGAGAAAAACAGAGUUCAGUUGAACAAGCUCCUUUCAAUAACUUCCAAGUUUAUAGCAGACAAUUAAACAUGUCCCACCAGUUCAGUCACUUUAACGUACUCACUCACCAGACUUUUCUGGGAACAACAUACCCCAUUUCUUCUGCAAGUCAAAACCAAGAAGGAGGCAAUUAUUUUCUAUCUGCCUACAGUCAGAGCAUGGAUACAGAAAAGUCAUUGUCGCCUGGUGGUUGGGAUAUAAAUUGUGAUUCUUCCAGGCCAUAUUCAAACCAGAAAUAA
Molecule: messenger RNA, 4560 nt
Organism: Balearica regulorum gibbericeps (East African grey crowned-crane)
Lineage: Eukaryota; Metazoa; Chordata; Aves; Gruiformes; Gruidae
Source: RefSeq, a predicted model, not a curated record